This is a messenger RNA of Amyelois transitella, 3034 nucleotides long. It is a transcript of the gene Fatp3, whose product is annotated as long-chain fatty acid transport protein 1. The coding region runs from base 113 to 2098 and encodes 661 amino acids. The record is from RefSeq and is a predicted model, not a curated record. The transcript has 12 exons. Gene Ontology annotation, molecular function: long-chain fatty acid transmembrane transporter activity; long-chain fatty acid-CoA ligase activity. Lineage: Eukaryota; Metazoa; Arthropoda; Insecta; Lepidoptera; Pyralidae. Gene Ontology annotation, biological process: triglyceride homeostasis. Gene Ontology annotation, cellular component: endoplasmic reticulum.
GUCAGUCGCUGGCACCUCGUCGCUUCACUACGACGUCACUUGUUUUAUCGUUGUUUUGUUUUGUUUUUGUUUCUGAUAACAAGUUGCACCAAAUAAUGCCAACAUAACUAGGAUGGCAGAAAAACAAGGAGUUCGUUUUGAAGAAGCUGAGAAGAGGAAGACUUUGAUACUAGGUGCCUUGGCAUGUAUAUUUGGAGUGCUGAUAUGGUUGACCAGGAGUUCAGCCUUCGCAGUAGGUAGUCUAGCCCUGGUAGCGACGUACCUGAUGACAGGGGAUAGAUACCAGUGGAUUUUUAUCUGGUUGAAGACUUACAAAAGGGAUUGGCUCGGAUUUCGCGUUCUUCUGAAGACAAUCCUCAGGGUGUGGGUGUGGGAACGGAGAGGCACCACUGUAGUCACCAGAUGGGCAGAAGUGGCGAGGAGGUGUCCGAACAAGAAAGCCUUUGUCAUGGGCGACAGGUCCCUGACUUUUCAAGAGGGUGAAGAAUUCAGCAACAGAAUAGCCUGGUACUUCAGACGCCAAGGCUUCAAGAGUGGCGAGGUCAUUGCCCUCUUCAUGGAGACUCAACCAGAGUACGUGUUCGUGUGGCUCGGCCUUGCCAAGUUGAGGGUCACUACGGCGCUGGUGAACACCAACCUGAGAGGCGCUCAGCUGAUACAUUGCCUGAGAAUUGCUGGAUGUAAAGCUGUUAUAUUUGGAGACGAGAUGGUUGAUGCUAUAAAAGAGAUCCAAGAAGAAAUCCGGGACAUGCCUCUCUUCCAAUUCAACUCCCCGGAACGUGGUGCCACAUCAGUACUGCAGGAUACUGCGGCUUUGGCCACGGAACUCAAGGAGGUGCCCCCGGAACCCUUCCAAGAUGUAGUGCAGGCGAAACCAAGGGAUACGCUGAUGUAUAUUUAUACUAGUGGCACGACCGGCUUUCCUAAAGCCGCUGUGAUAACAAAUAUUAGGUACUUGCUAAUACCACUAGGAGUGCAUAACUCAGCGCAGCUCACAUCUUCCGACGUGAUCUACGACCCGCUACCACUGCAUCACACAGCUGGAGGGGUACUGGGCGCUGGGCAGGCGGUGAUACUAGGCUGUACUGUGGUGCUGAGGAAGAAGUUCUCUGCGUCUAAUUACUGGAGCGACGCGGCUAAGCAUGGAUGUACGGUAGCUCAAUACAUAGGCGAGAUCUGUCGCUACCUGCUCGCAGUGCCACCUGGUCCCAACGACCGAGCUCACAAGGUUCGCGUCAUGGCCGGCAACGGACUAAGGCCGCAGAUUUGGGAGGAGUUCGUUAGGAGGUUCGGCAUACAACGGGUGUUGGAGUUCUAUGGAGCUACUGAAGGAAACAGUAAUCUUGUUAAUAUGGACUCUAAAGUCGGUGCCAUAGGAUUCCUCAGUCGACUUGUGUCAUCGAUAUACCCUUUAACUCUAGUCAAAUGUGAUCAAAUUACUGGCGAAAUCCUAAGGGAUAGUAACGGGAAGUGCAUCAGCUGUGGACCUCAUGAGCCAGGCGUACUCCUUGGCAAAAUUGAUCCUAAGAAGGCCAUCCUGACAUUCUCCGGGUACGCAGACAAGACCGCGUCGGAGAAGAAGAUGGUGAGGAAUGUGAAAGUGGACGGUGACUGCUAUUUCAACACCGGUGAUAUAAUGGUGAUGGACCAUUAUGGUUACUUCUACUUUAAGGACCGCACUGGUGAUACCUUCCGUUGGCGAGGCGAGAAUGUGUCAACAGCAGAAGUGGAAGGCGUCAUCAGCUCCUUGGUUGGACUCAAAGAUGCUGUAGUCUAUGGCGUAUCAAUACCACACGUAGAAGGAAAGGCUGGUAUGGCGGCGAUCUCAGAUCCCGAAAGGAAAUUGGACCUUACUCUGUUGUGUAAAGGUCUAAAAUCGUCCCUGCCAGCAUACGCCAGGCCCCUCUUCAUCAGAGUUCUGCCAGAACCACCAUUAACUGCCACUUUCAAGUUGAAAAAGAAGGAGUUGAUCGAACAAGGUUACAAUCCAAAUCUCCAUAACGAUCCAAUGUACUUUAUGGACCAAAAGACAGGAGAGUUCGUGCCUUUAACGCAGAAAUUGUACGACGAUUUGAUCCAGGGAGUAAUUAGGCUGUGAUAUUUAUUUAUUGAUUAUGUUAAAAAUAUAUAUUUUCUUGCCAUAAAGUGAUGUUGAAUCUAGAAUGCCGUGUGGUUCCCGGCUCCAUUAGAUAAAAGAAUAGGACCACUCCAUCUCUUUCUCAUGGAUGUCGUAAAAGGCGACUAAGGGAUAGGCUUAUACCUACACUUGGCGACUAAGGGAUAGGCUUAUACACUUGGGAUUCUUCUUUUAGGCGACAGGCUAGCAACCUGUCGCUAUAUGCAUCUCAAUUCUAUCAUAAAGCCAAACAGCUGAACGUGGCCUAUCAGUCUUUUAAAGACUGUUGGCUCUGUCUACCCCGCAAGGGAUAUAGACGUGAUUUUAUGUAUGUGUAUGUAAUCUUCAGUGAGCAGAUGGUAAAAAUACGCAGGUGUCCAAUAGACCUAGGAACCUAAUCACAAACGUUGACCAGAUAAGAGUAUGAUUAUCUUCACUUCAAUUCUAACUUUUCAGUUAACAAACUCUCUUUGGUUGAAAAUGAAAUGAACAUUUCCAAUAAGACGAACAUUGACCAGGCAUGUGUCUCUCUCACUCGAUCUUUAUAGUAAACCGCAGUGUAAGAGAGAGACGAAAAGAUCUUAUGAUGUCUCUGAUAUCUUCGCGAAUAUUAUACUCGUAUUCGUGAAUAAAGCGAUAUUUCAAGUUUUCCAUUUUGUAAACUGAGUGACACGAACAGAAAAGUUAAAAAGAAACAAGUGAAUGACGCUUAACGAAACACAAAUACACGUGUACCUACCUAAAUAGCUGUAUAAAUUUGAAUUUGGAAUUCCUAAUCAAAGAGGAGAAAUUUAUGAUUAAAGUGGCCAGUUCAAGAAAAAGCCAAUUUCUCAUGUGAGGAUCUAAUAUUAUAUGCUAGUAUCCACACACUAAAAAGUUAUUCUUUUGUUGCUCAAUUAAAAAGAGACAAUAUUAGGU